AUCUGGACCUAGAGAGUAGGGACAAUACUUCCAUACGGUCUUUUUGACUUCCCAAACCACACGGCGCGCGCGCGCGCGCAACCAAACGCCGCUGGAUUUUCUUGCGGAGAAAAAAUGGCCCAAAACGGCGAGCUCGAAGAGGCGGAGUUCUCGAAGCGGGUCCUGAUCAAGAGCAUUAUCGGGCGCCCCGACGGCGGCGCCGGCCUGGCCGGCCGGACGGUCCGCGUCGGCGGCUGGGUGAAGACCGGCCGUGAGCAAGGGAAGGGCUCGUUCGCGUUCCUGGAGCUCAAUGACGGCUCGUGCCCGGCCAAUCUCCAGGUCAUCGUCGACGCCGCCGUGGCGCCGCUUGGCCAGCUGGUGUCCACCGGUACUUGCGUGCACGUGGAGGGCGAGCUCAAGGUGCCUCCCGAAGGCACGAAGCAGAGGAUCGAGCUGAGGGUCCAGAAGGUUCUAGAUGUCGGGACUGUGGAUCCAGCUAAGUAUCCAUUGCCGAAGACCAGGCUAACGUUAGAGUUUCUCCGGGACUACGUUCAUCUUCGUCCCCGAACCAACACGAUUUCAGCAAUUGCUCGCAUCCGCAAUGCUCUGGCUUAUGCUACCCAUACAUUCUUCCAGAAACAUGGGUUUCUUUAUGUUCAUACUCCAAUUAUCACCACGAGUGACUGUGAAGGAGCAGGUGAAAUGUUUCAAGUCACAACCUUGAUAAGUGAUGCAGAAAAGUUGGAGAAAGAGUUGAUUAAAAACCCUCCUCCAUCUGAAGCUGACAUCGAAGCUGCUAAGCUUCUUGCCAUGGAGAAAGGGGAGGCUGUUGCCCAACUAAAAUCAGCCAAGGCAAGUAAGGAGGAAAUUAGUGCUGCAGUUGCUGAACUAACAAAAGUCAAAGAGGAUUGUUCAAAGCUGGAAGAGAGAUCUAAGCUCAAACCUGGCAUUCCCCAGAAGGAUGGAAAGAUUGAUUAUUCCCAAGAUUUCUUUGCCCGACAAGCAUUUCUGACUGUUUCUGGGCAACUUCAAGUUGAAACUUUUGCAUGUUGCCUUAGUAGUGUGUACACGUUUGGGCCAACUUUUCGAGCUGAACACUCACAUACCUCAAGGCAUCUGGCAGAGUUCUGGAUGGUGGAGCCUGAAAUAGCAUUUGCAGAUUUAAAGGAUGAUAUGAAGUGUGCGGAGGCUUACGUGAGAUUCCUGUGUCAAUGGCUACUUGACAACUGCCUUGAUGAUAUGGAAUUUAUGGUUAAGAACUUUGAUAAAACUGCAAUUGAUCGUCUAAGAAUGGUUGCUUCUACGGACUUUAUUCGCAUCUCUUACACUGAAGCAGUUGCAAUUCUUGAGGAAGUAUCAAAAGAGAGGCAAUUUGAGAAUAACGUGGAAUGGGGAAUUGAUUUAGCAUCUGAACAUGAAAGAUAUUUGACGGAAGUGAAAUUUAAAUCGCCUGUUAUUGUGUAUAAUUACCCAAAAGGGAUCAAAGCAUUCUAUAUGAAGGUCAAUGAUGACAAGAAAACUGUUGCUGCUAUGGAUGUGCUUGUACCAAAGGUGGGAGAGCUAAUUGGAGGAAGCCAAAGAGAAGAGCGUUACGAGGUCAUUAAGGAAAGGAUACUGGAGAUGGGGCUACCUCUGGAGCCAUACGAGUGGUACCUGGACCUACGUCGCUAUGGCACUGUUAAACAUAGCGGGUUUGGCUUAGGCUUUGAACGGAUGAUCCUCUUUGCGACUGGACUGGAGAACAUUAGAGAUGUGAUUCCGUUCCCCAGAUACCCUGGAAGAGCAGAUUUGUAAUUUAUCCUUGGAUAUAAAAGGAGGCGAAGAUUUUACAGUACCAAUAGCUUUUAAUUUUAUACCCUAACCCUAUUAAUAUUGUUCACUAUUAUUUUUGCUUGAGAAACUACGACAGCAAAUUGUUUUGUUUUCCUCUUAUGGAAUGGCUAGUAUGUGAUCCUACUUGGUGGGAAAUGGCAAUGCCUCAGUAAUGAAAGACGGUUCAUUUCA
This is a messenger RNA of Diospyros lotus (date-plum), 1983 nucleotides long. RefSeq names its product asparagine--tRNA ligase, cytoplasmic 1-like. The transcript has 6 exons. The coding region runs from base 115 to 1773 and encodes 552 amino acids. Gene Ontology annotation, molecular function: ATP binding; asparagine-tRNA ligase activity; nucleic acid binding. Lineage: Eukaryota; Viridiplantae; Streptophyta; Magnoliopsida; Ericales; Ebenaceae. Gene Ontology annotation, biological process: asparaginyl-tRNA aminoacylation. Gene Ontology annotation, cellular component: mitochondrion. The record is from RefSeq and is a predicted model, not a curated record.